Molecule: messenger RNA, 1143 nt
Organism: Capsella rubella
Lineage: Eukaryota; Viridiplantae; Streptophyta; Magnoliopsida; Brassicales; Brassicaceae
Product: putative F-box protein At3g16590
Exons: 1
Coding region: 1-1143 (380 amino acids)
Molecular function (GO): protein binding
Source: RefSeq, a predicted model, not a curated record
AUGGCGCCGUCGGAGCAGCUACCACUAGAUUCGGUCGGAGAGAUACUUUGUCGACUGCCAAGGAAUUCACUUGCUCGAUUGAGAGUGGUAUGUAAGCAAUGGAACGCUACUUGGGAGGACAGGAGUUUCUUGAACAACUACUUUACUCACGCUCGCCCUCAAUUCAUCCUACGGACAAAUUCCGAGAUUUAUUCCGUAGACAUCAUCAAUCUCAAUCUCGACCAUGGUUCACAGAUAGAUGUGAGUGAGAUAGGUUUAGAUUAUAUCCCAUGUAAAAUGAUCACCAGCUUAGUUCAUUGCGAUGGGUUCUUCUUAUCUGAUAUGUUUAAAAGAGGCUUCGUGAUUUGGAACCCCUGGUUGAGACAGAGUAGAUGGGUCGUACCGGAGGACACACGCGAAUAUAGAUUUUGUGGCAUUGGCUAUGAUAACACUAGACCCGAAACGGGUUACAAGAUCUUUGGGUUUUGUAUUUGCUUCGAUGGUACUCGCCAGCUCUACCCGAACCCGAAAGUUGCCAUCUACGACUGCAAAUCCGAUGCGUGCAAGUUUAUUGUGAAUGCCUCUUGGGGAAAAGAUUGGCGUGUACCAGAGUUAGAUAGUAUUGUGUCCUUUAAUGGUAAUUUAUAUUGGGUUGCUUAUGAUUCAAAGACCUGUGAACAUUUCAUCCGAAGCUUUGAUUUUUCAAAGGAGAUGUUCAAGACUUUUUGUCUUCUACCUUGUAAUGAAGAAGAAGACUUUGCCAUUACGCAAGUCCUUGCUGUUUUCAGGGGAGAUCGGUUUUCUGUGUUAAGGCAAUCUUACAUGACCAGGAAGGUCGAGAUUUUGGUGACGAAGCAUAAGAUUGACAGUAAUGGAGAGGCCGUGGUGUGGAAGAGUUUAAUGAAAGUGUCAAUACCUGAUUUCCCUAGGUUACAGCAAAAAUGUUUUGGUGGCUCUGGGCCAAGUUACUUCGUUGAUAAUAAGAUGCUGUUUGUGUGUACUUCUGAUGAAACUGGGCAUCCUUGCAUCUACAUUGUACAGGAAGAUGUGUUCAGGAAGAUUUCAAUAGAUUCUGUGGUUGAUCGUUGGUCUUCUUGCCUUACCUAUAUCCCCAGUUUUGUCUCCAUUCCUUUAGCUCAAAGAAACAAUAAGGAUCGCUUAUAA